AUGGCAAGACGAGAUUUGACCUUUAAUACUCCAAAUAGGGACCCAGAUGAAGAAUCAGGGGUCGAGAACCCGUUUGGAACACCUGUCGACGAAGAAAGUUCUUCAUUAGGACUGAACCAACAGUCUACAUCUAGCCAGCUGGACGACUAUAAUCGGAUGAAUAAUCAUAUGAAUGAACAAAGCUACGGACACGCAUUUAAUGUUUAUAAUGGGUAUUAUUCUCGCACUGGAACCACAACAAACUUGAUGUCUAAUGUCACCCCGACUAGUGGAGGGUAUAAUAAUAAUAAUCACAAUAAUGAUUCACUAGGAAUUUCUAAUUUGGAGAUACCACGAAACAUACAACUGCCCAUAGAGUUUGACAGAUACCCUUCGAACUUUAGUAGUUGUAAUAAUAUUAGCAGUUUAGUCAACUCCAAACAAGAUGAAAAUGAUUUACCAGUGUCAAAAAUAUCUUCUAGUCCCUUUUUACCAGGAAAUGAUUUCAGUCCAUUCGGUGGGUACCCUGCUUCAUCGUUUCCUUUGCAUAUAGAUGAGAAGGAAGCAGAUGAUUAUUUACACAACCCAGACCCCAUCAAAGAUGCGGAUUAUGAUAAAAACAGAUUCAUUCAUGACUUGAAAAAUAUGGACAGAAGAUCGCUAGGCGGAUUAAUAGGGGUUAUAUUUUUAAUUUUGGCAGCAGUUGCGGUGUUUAUCUUAUUGCCUGUAUUGACAUACUCUGGUGUUACUGAUCCAUACGUGCCAGAGAGUUAUGAAAUUUUAACUCAAUAUCGAUAUCCUUUAUUGAGUGCUAUCAGAACCGAUUUG
Messenger RNA from Debaryomyces fabryi, 807 nucleotides. RefSeq lists its product as uncharacterized. Lineage: Eukaryota; Fungi; Ascomycota; Pichiomycetes; Serinales; Debaryomycetaceae. The transcript has a single exon. The record is from RefSeq and is a predicted model, not a curated record. The annotation marks the transcript as partial.